AUGGCCUUCUGGUGCCCCUCCGCCGUUCUCUCCGCGAGUCUCAAGACACCCCUGCAUCAUGACCUGACCACGUGUGUGCCGCGGGCGGGCGGGCGGGCGGGCGGGCGAUCAGACUCCGAGCGCGAGCCGAUAUUGUCGGAGGAGCAGAUCAGGGCGCUGUUCAUGAAUGUGGAGGAUCUCCUCAAGCAUCACAAGGGCCUGCUCCACCGCGUCGAGUGGAUUAUGCUGUGGUCCGGACCCUACACGAAGGCGUCGACUCUGGGGAAUCUGUUCCUGCAGGAAUGCCAGUUCUUCCAGGACUACACGCCCUUCCUUGAGGGAUACAACAAUGCGCUCACCCUCUGCGAGACGCUCAAGGCCACCAACCCGGCCUUUGCCAGCCUCCUGACUGAAUUCGACGCCACUCGCCAUCGCAACGGCGAAAUGGCCUUUGAGAGCAUCCUCAUCACCCCCGCCCAACGGAUCCCGCGAUAUGAGCUCAUGUUCCGCGAACUGUCGCGGCACCUCGCCGACAACCGCGAGGUGCGAGAUGCGCAGAACUACGUAUCCAAGACCAUGCGACUGCUCGAAGAGGCCUCGUCGGCUGCGGCGGCGGCGGCGGCCUCGUCGGCUGCUCGCACUGACUAG
Molecule: messenger RNA, 627 nt
Organism: Acanthamoeba castellanii str. Neff
Lineage: Eukaryota; Discosea; Longamoebia; Acanthamoebidae
Product: RhoGEF domain containing protein
Exons: 6
Coding region: 1-627 (208 amino acids)
Molecular function (GO): guanyl-nucleotide exchange factor activity
Source: RefSeq, a predicted model, not a curated record